Dujonia railenensis is the source of this 255-nucleotide messenger RNA. Lineage: Eukaryota; Fungi; Ascomycota; Pichiomycetes; Serinales; Debaryomycetaceae. The record is from the annotation of a GenBank genome assembly.
AUGAAGGCAGUAGUGUCCACCGGGAAGGCGUACUUCUGUACUAUUUUAUCAUCUUUCGCAAUUGUUAUCUUAUCAUUUAUUGGAUACCUCUUCCAGGUUGAACAUGAAACAAUGGUUGGAUCCACUGAAGAUCCUGCCGAUGGUAAGGCUGUCGCCAAAACUGUCUUUGGUGCAGUCUUCGUAUACUUAGCAUUCUUCGUUUUCUGUGGGUUACAAAUAGUGUUAAUCCAGAGAGAGAAUAGAAUUCAGUUGUAG